AGCAAAACGACACCAAAACGCGAGAGACGGCUUUUUCACGAAUUUGCGUUCCUCGCCGGAUUGAAAGUUUAAAUCGCAAAAAAUACUUGUAAAAAAUCAAUUUCCAGUGGUAAAAACAGUGCAAACUACUUCCCGCCGCCAAGAUGCCUCGAAUCAUGAUAAAAGGAGGUGUCUGGCGCAACACCGAGGAUGAAAUCCUUAAAGCGGCCGUCAUGAAAUAUGGCAAGAACCAGUGGUCCCGAAUUGCCUCGCUGCUGCACCGAAAGUCCGCCAAGCAGUGCAAGGCGCGCUGGUACGAGUGGCUCGACCCGAGCAUCAAGAAGACGGAAUGGUCCCGCGAGGAGGACGAGAAGUUGCUCCAUCUGGCCAAGCUGAUGCCGACCCAGUGGCGGACGAUCGCGCCGAUUAUUGGCCGUACGGCGGCGCAAUGUUUGGAGCGGUACGAGUACCUGCUGGAUCAGGCCCAGCGCAAGGAGGACGGGGAGGAUGGUGGGAUGGACGACCCGAGGAAGCUGAAGCCGGGCGAGAUUGAUCCGAAUCCGGAGACGAAGCCGGCGCGGCCCGAUCCAAAGGACAUGGACGAGGACGAGCUGGAGAUGCUGUCGGAGGCGCGUGCCCGCUUGGCAAAUACGCAGGGCAAGAAGGCGAAGAGGAAGGCUCGGGAGAAGCAGCUGGAGGAGGCACGCCGAUUGGCCGCGCUGCAGAAGCGGAGGGAGUUGAGGGCGGCCGGCAUUGGGUUGGGCAACCGGAAGCGCAAGUUGAAGGGCAUUGAUUACAACUCGGAGAUUCCGUUUGAGAAGGAACCACAGGCUGGGUUCUACGACACGACUGACGAGUUUGUCGUUCCGAUAGCGGCGGAUUUCUCCAGCUUGAGACAGCAGAACUUGGACGGGGAGUUGCGCACGGAGAAGGAGGCGAGAGAGCGCAAGAAGGACAAGGAAAAGUUGAAGCAGAAGAAGGAGAAUGACAUCCCGUUGGCGAUGCUGCAGAAUCAGGAACCGGCGAAGAAGCGGUCCAAGUUGGUGCUGCCGGAGCCGCAGAUUUCCGAUCAGGAGUUGCAGCAGGUCGUAAAGUUGGGACGGGCCAGUGAGAUCGCCAAAGAGGUUGCGUCCGAGUCGGGUGUGGAGACGACCGAUGCUUUGCUGGCGGAUUACAGCAUUACGCCGCAGGUGCAGGCCACUCCCAGAACUCCGGCACCCGUCACGGAUCGUAUUCUGCAGGAGGCCCAGAACAUGAUGGCUCUCACCCACGUGGAUACUCCGCUUAAGGGUGGAGUCAACACUCCGCUUGUUCAGUCGGACUUUUCCGGGGCUCUUCCGCAGAGCCAAGUGGCUGCCACGCCGAACACGGUUCUGGCGACGCCAUUCCGUUCCGUUCGAGGACCUGACGGGGCGGCCACUCCGGUUGGUUUCCUUACGCCUGCAUCCGGUGCAAUGGUGCCGGUCGGAGCAACUCCCGGCGGUACCACCCACACGGGAGCCACGCCAAACUUUGUCCGGGACAAGCUGAACAUCAACGCCGAAGAGACGAUGUCGGUGGUGGAAACUCCCGCCGCUUACAAAAACUACCAGAAACAGCUGAAAUCAUCGCUGAAGGAAGGUCUUUCCUUGCUGCCGGCGCCUCGCAACGAUUACGAAAUUGUUGUACCGGACAAUGAAACCGACGAAACCGCCGACGACGGAUCGGGCGCCGAGCCGAUGGUGGCCGACCAGGCCGAUGUCGACGCCCAGCGUAAGAAGGCAAAACGUGCCCAAGAAGCGAAAGAACUAGCGCUCCGUUCGCAGGUCAUCCAGCGUGAGCUGCCGCGUCCCCUGGACAUCAACAUGACCGUGCUUCGUCCCCCGAACGAAAUGCAAGGUCUAACCGAGUUGCAGCGCGCCGAGGAACUCGUCAAGCAGGAAAUGGUCAAAAUGCUCAACUACGACGCAGUUCGCAACCCGGUGGUCAAUCCGCAAGCCCCGCCCACCAAGAAGAACCCGCUGUCCGCCCAUCUGUCCUACCUGGAGCAGCACCCGUACGAAGACAUUGAAGAAACCGACCUCGACCAGGCCAAAGAACUGCUGCGCGAAGAAAUGGGCGUCGUCAAAACCGGCAUGGCCCACGGCGACCUCUCGCUCGAAUCGUACACCCAAGUCUGGACCGAGUGUCUCUCGCAGGUGCUCUACCUGCCCUCCCAGAAUCGCUACACCCGCGCCAAUCUGGCCAGCAAGAAAGACCGCAUCGAAUCCGCCGAAAAGCGGCUGGAAAUCAACCGCAAACACAUGGCCAAAGAGGCCAAACGGUGCGGCAAGAUCGAGAAGAAGCUCAAAAUCCUCACCGGAGGCUACCAGGCGCGUGCCCAAGCCCUCAUCAAGCAGUACCAGGAAACCAACGAGCAAAUCGAACAGAACAACCUGGCCCUGUCCACGUUCAAGUUCCUCGCCGCCCAGGAGGACCUCGCCAUUCCGAAGCGCAUGGAAUCGCUCACGGAGGACGUGAUGCGGCAGACCGAGCGCGAAAAGACACUCCAGAAGCGGUACGCCGCGCUGACCGAGGAGUUUAGGGAUCUGUUCCGGGAGGAGUCACGACAGCCGCAACCGGUGGAAACGAGCCGUCAGAACGGACGAGGAGCAGGCGUGCAGAAACGGCUCGAGGAAGAACAGGAGAGCGAGAGUGAAGAGGAGGAGGAGGAGGAGGAGGAGGAGCAGGCGGUUGAACCUGUGGUUGAGGAAGCGGUGGCGGAGGAGGAAGAAGGUCCGGGAGAUCCAGAAGAAAAGGACGGGCGAGAAGAGGAGCAGCAGCCUGAACGGGAAAAACCAGCGGUGGCGGAAGAAGCUGAUGCCAUGGACUGUCAAGAGGACGAAGAUGGCCAGCCGAGUCACAAAGCCUCCUCAACUUCCUCCUUCUUCCACACCCACUAUUCCUCCAACCAUACCAAUUACCACAACCAACACCCCACCCCCUCCAAUCCCCCAAUACCAUAA
This is a messenger RNA of Culex pipiens pallens (northern house mosquito), 2963 nucleotides long. RefSeq names its product cell division cycle 5-like protein (gene Cdc5). Gene Ontology annotation, cellular component: Prp19 complex; spliceosomal complex. Gene Ontology annotation, biological process: mRNA splicing, via spliceosome; regulation of transcription by RNA polymerase II. The transcript is spliced from 2 exons. The record is from RefSeq and is a predicted model, not a curated record. Lineage: Eukaryota; Metazoa; Arthropoda; Insecta; Diptera; Culicidae. Gene Ontology annotation, molecular function: RNA polymerase II transcription regulatory region sequence-specific DNA binding; DNA-binding transcription factor activity, RNA polymerase II-specific. The coding region runs from base 144 to 2963 and encodes 939 amino acids.